Poecile atricapillus (Black-capped chickadee) is the source of this 1506-nucleotide messenger RNA. Its product is annotated as ubiquitin carboxyl-terminal hydrolase 42-like. Bases 1 to 1506 code for a protein of 501 amino acids. Gene Ontology annotation, molecular function: cysteine-type endopeptidase activity; cysteine-type deubiquitinase activity. The record is from RefSeq and is a predicted model, not a curated record. Gene Ontology annotation, cellular component: cytosol; nucleus. The transcript is spliced from 14 exons. Gene Ontology annotation, biological process: regulation of apoptotic process; protein deubiquitination. Lineage: Eukaryota; Metazoa; Chordata; Aves; Passeriformes; Paridae.
AUGCGCUUCAGGCCAGCCUUUUUCAAGGCUGCUUCUGGAGAAGUCGCGGUGCUCCGGGCUUUCCGCCGCCGUGGCAAGUGGCGACCAACGUGGGGCUUUGAAGAAGCCCUGAAGAAGCGUCCGCCUGCACCUUCAGCUGUGAGCAAGAAGCGAUCCAAGAGGCUGCGACCGGGACCCUCGCUGACCAUCUGGGGCAAGGGAAAGCCCCUGAGGACCGGUCGUCAGGUGACCACCCACCCAGCAGCUUUGUUUUCGCCCGCCGGCAUCUGCCGAAGAGAAAUUACAAUCGAAGGCGCUGGAUUUGAGAUCCGUGAGGACAAGAUCCAGCACACCUGCCCGUGGACCUACCUAGGACUCCAGAUCCAGGCUCGAGAAUCCAUCACCAAGGUCCAGGAGGCCCUGUCUUCACGGCAAGCCCACCGGUAUGAACCCAGCCUGCCCUUCCAGCUUGUUGUCCUGGAGAAGAUUUACAUGGUCUGGCAGCAGCAGCAGAGUGCUGGAGCGGGGCUGUUCAAUGUGGGCAACACGUGCUUCCUCAACGCUGUCCUGCAGUGUUUGACCUACACCCCGCCACUGGCCAACUACCUGCUGUCCCGAGAGCACAGCAAGGCCUGUCAGCAGCAAGGUUUCUGCAUGAUGUGCACCAUGGAAGCACACGUUAACAAGGUCUUGCGUUCCCCUGUCCGACAAACUUCUUCUUUCUUAGGCAUAGGAGAACAUUUUCAGCUGGGUAUGCAGGAAGAUGCCCAUGACUUCUUGUGCUGUACAGUCAAUGCCAUGCAGAGAGCUUGUCUGAGCGCAAGCAGCGACUUGGACCUCUCUUCUGAAUCCACUACCAUCAUCCAUCAAAUAUUUGGGGGCUUUCUGAGAUCCAGAGUCACCUGCUUCAGCUGCAAAGCCGUUUCUGACUCCUACGAGGCCUUCCUGGAUGUUCCUUUGGAUAUCAAUGCAGCCUCGUCCCUCACUGCAGCUCUGGAAGAGUUUGUGACACCUGAGCAGCUGGAUGGUGAAAACUGCUUUAAAUGCAGCAAGUGUAAAGAGAAGGUUGCUGCCUCCAAGAGGUUCACAAUCCACUGUGCACCCAAGGUUCUGACGGUGUGUCUGAAACGGUUUGACUGUUUGACCGGCGGGAAGAUGAACAAGGCUGUGGAGUACCCCGAGUACCUGGAUCUCCGCCCGUACAUGUCCGAGGCCGAUGGAGAGCCCCUCUAUUACUCCCUGUAUGCUGUCCUGGUGCACAGUGGCGACAGCUGCCAUGAAGGACACUAUUUCUGCUACACCAAGGCCAGCAACGGGCUGUGGUACCAGAUGGAUGAUGAGUCUGUGGAGCUUCGUAGCAUUGACACAGCUCUCGGGCAGCAAGCCUACCUGCUGUUUUAUGCCAGAUCUGAGGCUUGGACAAAAGGCUUCUUCCUCGCUAGUACCAUCAUAUGCACCAUCCGUUCUCAGUCAGUGGGCAGCCAGCAGCAAGCAGGUGGCUUCUAUUGUCCCACAGGUUUUGCCUGA